AUGGCGGGAGCAGUGCGCCAGCCUAUAGAUAUUCCCUCGUUGGAGAGGUACAUUGACCAGCAUGUGCCCGAGGUCAAGACUCCACUCGAUGUCAAGCAGGCGAGUCUGUUCGGCUUUGGUCAAUCAAACCCUACCUACUUGAUUACUGCCUCCGAUGGCAAGCAGGUCGUUCUGCGCAAGAAGCCCCCUGGCAAGCUACUCUCGAAGACAGCUCAUAAGGUCGAGCGCGAGUACAAGAUCAUCCGUGCACUAGGAGAUACAGAUGUACCCGUCCCAAGGGCUUAUUGUCUAUGUGAGGAUAAUAGCGUGAUCGGCACGCCAUUUUACAUCAUGGAGUUCCUGGACGGGCGACAUUUUACCGACCCAUCAAUGCCCGGUGUGAGUGGGGAGGAGCGGAGAGCACUCUGGAAGAAUGCAGUACAAACGCUCGCCAAGUUCCACAGGGUAAACCCCAAAAGCGUCGGUCUCGAGAACUUCGGCAGACCAACGGGUUUCUUCGACCGCCAAAUCGCAACGUUCACCACAAUCUCGAAGGCGCAAUCCGCCGUUCUGGAUGUCGACACCAAAGAACCCGUCGGCGAACUCCCCCACUUCAACGAUAUGGUUGCGUUCUUCUCGCAAAAGAGCACCCAGCCGCUUGACCGGGGCACGCUCGUCCACGGCGACUACAAGAUUGAUAACAUGAUCUUCCACAAGACGGAGCCGCGUGUGAUUGGAAUUCUGGAUUGGGAAAUGGCCACGAUAGGACAUCCACUCUCGGACUUCUGUAAUCUGACUAGCCCGUAUAUCAUGGAUGGUGGAGACAGCCAGUUGUCACAGUUCGUGCCGGGGGUUGUUCCAGGGCUACCGAGACGUGAGGAGUGCAUUGGCUGGUACGCCGAGACGUGCGGGUACGAGACGAGCUCGGACGUGGCGUGGGGCGAUGCGUUCUUUGCAUUCCGGGGAUCCGUGAUCAUGCAGGGCAUUGCGGCCCGGUUCGCUGCGAGACAAGCUAGCAGUGAGCGGGCUGGGGAGUAUGCGAAGAGGGCGAAGCCGUUUGCUGAGGAGGCUUGGGGGAGGGUUCGGGCUGUUAAGAGUGCUGGGAAGUUGUAG
Penicillium paradoxum is the source of this 1092-nucleotide messenger RNA. Its product is annotated as phosphotransferase family protein. The transcript has 3 exons. The record is from RefSeq and is a predicted model, not a curated record. Lineage: Eukaryota; Fungi; Ascomycota; Eurotiomycetes; Eurotiales; Aspergillaceae. Bases 1 to 1092 code for a protein of 363 amino acids.